Rhinocladiella mackenziei CBS 650.93 is the source of this 2880-nucleotide messenger RNA. RefSeq lists its product as uncharacterized. The record is from RefSeq and is a predicted model, not a curated record. The transcript has 10 exons. Lineage: Eukaryota; Fungi; Ascomycota; Eurotiomycetes; Chaetothyriales; Herpotrichiellaceae. Bases 1 to 2880 code for a protein of 959 amino acids. Gene Ontology annotation, biological process: transmembrane transport. Gene Ontology annotation, molecular function: acetylpyruvate hydrolase activity; transmembrane transporter activity.
AUGGCUUCUCAAGAGAAGAGCGCCGCAGCUUCAGACGCCGACAUUCAUCAUGUUGAGCAUUCGCAACCAACCCGUGCAGGUACAGUUGAAGACAAGCUUGACCCUCACAUUCGGGAUGACCACGGCGACCCCCAUCGGGCGGCCCUGGAAGACAUUGAUGUGGACUCAAAGGUGACGAGAUCCACUUACGCCGCAGUCUUUUUCCUGGGGUUUACGUUCCAACCUUCACUGAGCUUCGCAAUGUACUGCGCUUUCCCGCUCAUUGUGCCUAUGGCGCUUGCACUGCAAGGCAAUACGGAAAAUUCCAACUGGAUGGCCUCGGGCUGGUCAUUGGUGGGAAGUGUGGCGUUUGCGAUAGCUGGACAAUUGAUUGCCGCCACAGCUCAGAAUUUGGGUCAAGGAAUUGCUGGAAUGGUAAUCAUCGGAUUUGGUACCGGAGCAACAUUUGUCCACUACCCUGGAAUUUCUGAGCUUGUUCCAAAUCGGUAUCGGUCGAUCGGUUUGGCCUGGACAGAAUUGAACCUACUACCCUCUGCAACAUUUGGUCCUCUGAUCGCUCGCACCCUGGCAACCAAUGCCUCGUGGCGCUGGGUCUUCAUUCUCGGGAUCACCACAGGGAUGAUUGCACUUGUUGGAACGGGAAUUUUCUACCAUCCCCCUUCCCACCCGUUGAUUGAAAUCUCAAGAAGACAGCUUCUUUCCGAGCUGGAUUGUCUUGGCAUUUUCUUAUAUUCUGCCGGCAUCACUGUGUUUCUGAUUGGGCUCGGCUGGGGAGGUGUCAGUUAUCCAUGGGCCAGUGCCCCCGUGCUCAGCGGACGACCAAAAAGACCACAAUUCCCUGCGCGUCUUCUCCGGAAAUAUCGAGAGUUCACGUUUUUGCUCGCCUUCAUUUUUGUGGUGGGCAUGGUGUAUUUCAGUCUGACAGCGUUGAUCUCACAGCAAAUCGCCUACAUGUACUCUGCUGACCCUGUCGAAGCCGGAUUCGUGUUCAAUGGCAACUCUUUACUGGGUCUUGCUGCAGUCAAUCUUUGUCGCGCUGUUUGGGAUAUUGACACCGGAUCGAUCACCUUGGCUUAUUACAUCAUUGCUAGACUCAACGCACCACAGCGCGACCUUGGUCUUGCACUCGGCCUGGUGGGCACGUUCAGAUUUCUAGGUGCUGCUAUUGGCACGACGGAUUUUGCUUCAAUCCUGGGCAACCGAGCGUCCGACAGUAUCUUGAGUCGCACCACUGCUGCUGUUGUUCCUAUAGGAUUUCCAAAAGACCAAGUGUCUGCGCUGAUCGCGGCCUUAUCAUCUGACGACCCAUCCACUCUCAGCGCCUACCCAGCAGCAAUCAUCAAAGCAGGGCAGGCUGCCAUUCAAUGGGGCUAUAGUGUUGAGAUUCUUCCGCCAUUAUCUGGCAGGGAUAUCAUUGCCGUCGGCAAGAACUACAUGGAACACGCAAACGAGUUCCAUGCAAGUGGAUACGACUCGUCUGACAACCAAGCUAGACCGUCGCUACCCGUGUUCUUCACUAAACGAUCGUCUUCCAUCAUAGCACAUGACAAGGAAGUCAUGCUGACCCAGAGUUUACAACGUCAAUGGACUAUGAGGGCUCAAAAUCACGUUUGGGGAUAUACCAUUAUCAACGACAUCACGGCCCGUGAGAGGCAGCGAGAUCACAAACAAUUUUACAUUGGUAAAUCUGCCGACACAUACUGCCCCAUGGGUCCAGUCGCAGUACCCGCAUCAGCCGUGGGAGAUGUUUUGACCGUGACAACUCAUGUCAAUGGUGAGAAGAGACAACAAGCCUCGACAGAACGAUUGAUCUUUUCAGUCCCGCAACUCAUCAAGACCUUGUCCGAGUCUCAGACUCUGCGUGCUGGAGACGUGAUAGCCAUCGGAACUCCCGCCGGGGUCGGCAUUGGCAGGAAACCGCCCGUCUUCCUGAAACCGUCAGAUGUCGUCGAGAUUUCGGUGGCGGGAAUAGGCACAUUGCGUAACAAAAUUACUGAUUCGAGAGAUCCAAAGGAAGUUACCGUGAGCAUCGCCGAAGAGGAAGCACGCAGUAUUCCCGUUCAAAACGUCUCAAUCACAAUGGGUGGUUUGGGGCUAACUACCAUUUCUUCCGGAAAGAAAGUAAAUGUUGAGAAGAUUGGAACAGGAAAUCGCAUGAUGGUCUUUGUCCACGGUCUUGGAGGAAACAUCAACUUCUACACGCCUCUGGUGGACCGUCUCAACCAGGACAAGGACUACACCUGUCUUCUCUACGACUUUGAAGGCCACGGGCUUUCCCCAACGUCAGCGACCAGCGAGAUCACGAUUUCGAGCCUCGCCGAAGACUUUGUAUGCUCUGAUCAAGACGCCAUCGACGUCACCAUCGUUGCUCAUUCCAUGGGGUGUCUGGUGGCACAGCUGUUCGCACAGCAACAUCCAGAACUAGCCCACCGCUUGGUCCUGAUCGGCCCUCCUCCAUCUCCACUUCCUCAGCCCGGCGUGGAAGCAAGUGUCAAACGAGCCGCCACCGUUCGCAAAGAGGGUAUGAGACAUGUUGCCAGGGUUGUGGCGACCGCUGGCACGUCUGACCGAACAAAGACAAAUCGUUCAAGUGCAUAUGCCGCUGUGCAGAUGAGCUUGCUUUCUCAAGAUCCCGAGGCGUAUGCUAAGGCCUGUACGGCGUUAGCUUCGGCCAAAGAUCUCCAAAUUGAUUACCCUCGUAUUCGGUCUGAGGCGUUGAUCGUUGGCGGAGAUGAAGACAAAGUCAGCCCUCCGGCCCAUGUCAACAAACUCGUGAAACUUUUGCAGGGAGCCCGAAUGGUCAUGUUGAAGGAGACUGGUCAUUGGCACACGUUUGAGGAUCCCGAUGGAAUCGUCGAUGCUGUUGGGAAGUUCAUUUAA